Messenger RNA from Ilex paraguariensis (yerba mate), 1175 nucleotides. NCBI's taxonomy places the organism in Eukaryota, Viridiplantae, Streptophyta, Magnoliopsida, Aquifoliales, Aquifoliaceae. The record is from the annotation of a GenBank genome assembly.
UAUCUUCAGAUGUCUGCUCACUCAGGAGAAAUGAUGCCCAAACCACCGUCACAACAGCAUGAUGCUGUUAAACCUAAAGAUGGGAAUUGCAAGCUCUUUGGUAUACCCCUUAUCAGAAACCCUGUUACAAAGGAGCAAACCAUAUCACAUAGAAGUACAGUGAUUGAGCCAACAGGUCAUAUACAUCUUGAAAUGCACCCAAAAUCUACCUUUGAAUCUGAUCAAAGGUCUGAACAAUCAAAGGGCUCAAAAGUGACCGAAAAUGUGCCUGUUAGUAAUGAGCUGGAGAAACCCUUUCAAACUUGUCAGACACCUGCAAGAGAUGUUCAAGGCAAAGUCCACAGUAGUUCCACCAGGAGUUGUACUAAGGUUCAUAAGCAAGGGAUUGCCCUUGGUAGAUCAGUAGACCUUGCUAAGUUCAGUGACUAUGAUGAAUUGAUUGCUGAAUUAGAUCAAUUGUUUGAGUUUGGUGGUGAACUGAAGGCUUGCAACAAGAAUUGGCUGGUUGUAUAUACUGAUGGUGAGGGUGAUAUGAUGCUUGUUGGAGAUGAUCCAUGGCAGGAAUUUUGUGGCAUCGUUCGCAAGAUCUUCAUCUACACUAGAGAGGAGGUCCAGCGGAUGAACCCAGGGACCCUGAAUUCAAAGGUUGAGGAAAAUUCACUAGUUGCAGAAGACAUGGAUGCAAAGGAGGCGAAGAAUCCGCCUACAACAUCCAGCCCCGAGAAUCAUUAGAUUCCACUGUUAUAUCGAUAGGUUUAUGCUGGAGGCAUCAGAGAAAACUGAGAUCCAUGUGGGCUUUUGAAUUCCGUUAACUCCUGGUUGGCAGGUUUCUCCCUAAAUGAAGCUGCAUUGUUCGGUAGUGGCAAUUUUGUACACUUUCUUGGAGCUGAUGUUGUAUCGACGUCCUAUGUAUAUAUAUAAUUAUAGAUACACCUAUCAUUAGCAAGACGAUGGCUGCCUCGUGCUCCCUACCUUGUAUAGAGUAAUAAUUUAGAACCCUUUACCAAGCUUUGGAUGUGAGUAAGAAGUAAAUACUUUGCGUAAUAUGACUUCUGUUGGCUUCCCAGUUGCAUUCUGACGACUCUCUCGUGGCGGUGUAAACCAGCAAUGGUGAAAUUGGACCCGAAUUAACCUUCUCUUUUCUGGUAUCUAGCAGGAUAAAUGCAAGAUUAGCG